AUGAAUCUGUCAUUGCAGAACUUAAGAGUUGAUGGCUACCUACAAUCAUUUUGCUAUUUUGCAGAAAUAAUGGACGAAGUUAGACAAGAAUUUACCUUCCAGGAUCACAUCACUGUUGCUGCUCUCAACCUUCUCAACGAUGUGCAUAUAAACCACAACGCUUCUGUGAUUGUCGGCGUUCAUGCUCGUCGUGGCGACAUUCUGGAAAAGAGAUGGCAUGAUCUGGGUUUACGAGUCCCCGAGAAAUCAUAUUUCGUGAAAGCAUUUAGAUUAUUAAAAUCAAAGUGUCCCGGUAGAAACAUUACAUUUAUAGUUGUUAGUGAUGAUAUGACAUGGUGUAGAGAGAAUUUGUUCCGGCAAGGUGUCGUAUGUAUGCCACCCGCUUCAGCAGCCGUCCAUUUAGCCGUGUUGUCUAUGUGUGAUCACGUGAUAAUAAAUGGUGGUACUUACGGAUGGUGGGCUGGAUGGCUGGCUAAAGGAUAUGUUAUUUACUAUACAGCUUACAUGGCAAAUGGAACAUAUUUUGGAAGAUUGGUAAAUAGACGAACGUAUUAUCCACCUCAGUGGAUAGGGCUUGAAAAUUGA
Molecule: messenger RNA, 585 nt
Organism: Candidula unifasciata
Lineage: Eukaryota; Metazoa; Mollusca; Gastropoda; Stylommatophora; Geomitridae
Source: the annotation of a GenBank genome assembly